Molecule: messenger RNA, 2040 nt
Organism: Ceraceosorus guamensis
Lineage: Eukaryota; Fungi; Basidiomycota; Exobasidiomycetes; Ceraceosorales; Ceraceosoraceae
Product: uracil-DNA glycosylase
Exons: 9
Coding region: 163-1641 (492 amino acids)
Biological process (GO): base-excision repair, AP site formation via deaminated base removal; base-excision repair
Cellular component (GO): mitochondrion; nucleus
Molecular function (GO): uracil DNA N-glycosylase activity
Source: RefSeq, a predicted model, not a curated record
ACUCGCGACUCUGACCCUACGGCUGGAUCAUCCGCCACACGAGCUUCCUCCAACCCUCACACCAACCACGGCGCUGCCAUCAUCUUGCGCUCCUCACAAGACGGCGGGCUACAGCAAGACAUCGGUGAUCGCCGCAUCUCUCUCUCUCACUUCCAUCCAUCCAUGCGCAUGAACAUCUGCGCAUUCCCAUCCGCUCGAUCCACAUCGCGUACACUGCAGCUGCUACGAUCUGCGCACUCUACACGCCGCCGCUCGCCCACCGUCGCUCCCUUGUCGCAGAUCACUUGCUCUUCCAUCUUGUACGCCGCCGCCGCCGCCGCCGCCGCAAUGUCGACCAGCAAGCGCAACAUUGACGCUACCUUGACGAGUGCAGGUGCAGGCGAAGCUUCCAGCUCAGAGGCCCAGCAAGUACGAGCGAGCAAGCGACAAGCCGUGUCGCCCAUUCGCGGCGCCGAGGAGAAUGGUGCAGCGAAAGGGACUGCGCUGGCUGAAGCGGAGGAUGCGGCAGAAUUGGACGAAGAGGCGAUGAUAGCAGCUGCGAUGGAGGCGGAGCACCAAGAUGCAAAGGAUCGUAGCGAUCUCACACCUGCUAAAACGGAACCAUCAUCCUCCUCCUCCUCAUCAUCAUCAGCAGCAAAGGCUUCCACCGCGGCGCCCCUAUCAUCAGAUUUGACUUUGGCCAUCGGGAAUGAUGCGUUGGAAGUGGAACGGAGGACGAUGCACGCAGAGUGGUUCAGGCGAUUAGAAAAGGAUAUGAGAGCGCCGAGUUUCGAAAAGCUAAAAGCCUUUCUGGCUUCGGAAGCCAAGAGCGGCAAGGUCAUCUACCCUCCACCCGACCUCAUUCACAGCUGGUCGCGAUUGACACCUCCUAGCAAAGUCAAGGUGGUGAUUAUCGGACAAGAUCCCUACCACGGUCCCGGACAAGCGUGCGGAAUGUCCUUCUCCGUACCAAAGGGCGUGCCUGUCCCGCCCAGCCUCAAGAACAUCUACAAGGAGCUACGCGCUCAGUACGGCGCGGGAUUCGCAGUUCCUACACACGGAUGCCUGGAUGGUUGGGCAAAGCAGGGAGUAUUGCUGCUCAAUGCGUGCCUCACAGUCCGAGCGCACGCAGCAGCUUCGCACCACGGGCAAGGCUGGGAACCUUUUACACGGCAGGUGAUCAAGAGCAUCGCGGCGGAUGCCGCUCGAUCCAUCGGCAAAUCGCCAGAUGCAAAAGUCACCCCUUCCUCUUCUGCAGGAUCAGGCUCGAGCUCGUCUGCACCUUCAAAAGGUAACAGCACCAUCACUAGCUUUUUUGGCAAGCCAAAGAAUGCAAAAGCUCCUUCGUCGUCUCCUGGAAGCAAGAGCGAGGAAAAGACUUCGAGUUCGGCGCAGGGCGGGGGGACGGGCAGUGGUGUAGUCUUUCUGGCUUGGGGAGCUCCCGCAGCCAAGACGCUCGCAGAAGCCGGCGUGACCAGCAGCUCUCCAAACGUCUUGGUGCUAAAGUCUGCUCACCCUUCACCUCUAUCGGCGCACAAGGGCUUCUUUAGAGCGGCCGCUGCUCCCAGAGUGGGGGAUAGUCUGUUCGAAGAAGCGAAUCGCUGGCUCACAGUUCCGGCAAGGAGGGGUCCCAAUGGAGGAAUUCGAUGGGCAGACUUGUAGUCGCGAACGCAUCACCUUUCGCUGGCGUGGCUGUGCUCAAACGAUCGGCUGCUGCGCUCACCAGAUCGCGCGCUCACCAGAUCUUGCUUCGGUGGUCAUGUUGCACCACCUCUGCCCACGCUGUCGCAAGAAAUUCCUAACAACCACUAAUGACACUACUUCUUGCAAGCACUGUCCUUGCCGCUCCGCUGCAGAUCCCCAAUGCUUCCACACUCGUGGUGCCCUGGCUCCAAAGCUCCUUCUACAGGCUCACGACUUCUAUUGUGCGCGCGCGUGCGAGAGACACAGAAUCGAGGUGGCACCUAGACACGUCCAUUAGAAUUCGAAAGCGCGAUCCAUAUCGCUGCGGAUGAGCUCCCUCAUUCCUGGAGGCAUGAGUGGUCGAGGGUUUCCAGAAGG